AUGGAUACAUUGACUGCUCUGGCUGUGAUUAUGAAGCAGCCUGCUGAAGAGCUUAUGAAUCGACCACCUCGGGGAAGGAAUGGACCUCUAAUGACCAACAUCAUGCUGGGGAACAUAAUGGUUCAAGCUUUAUAUCAGAUAGCCAUCCUCCUAACCAUACAUUUGAAGGGAAAAUCAAUCUUCAAUGUCGAUCCGAAUGCAAACGGUACAUUUAUCCUCAAUACUUAUGUUCUCUGCCAGAUAUUCACCAUAUUCAAUGUUGAGAAGAAUGUAUUUCAGGAUAUAAGAAAGAAAAAACUGUUUUGGGGGAUCAUUGGGAUAAUCAUUAUUCUUCAAGUGCUGAUGGUGGAAGUUCUGGACAGGUUUGCAGACACUGCAAGGCUCGAUUGGGGUCGGUGGGGCACAAGUUUUGCACUUGCUGCUGUUGCUUGGCCAAUAAGUUGGAUUGUGACGUGCAUAUCUGAACUAGAAGCAGCCAUUUUUAGCAGUUCCAAUUGGCCAAAAUCCGAGUAUGGAGUCAAAUGA
This is a messenger RNA of Ilex paraguariensis (yerba mate), 525 nucleotides long. NCBI's taxonomy places the organism in Eukaryota, Viridiplantae, Streptophyta, Magnoliopsida, Aquifoliales, Aquifoliaceae. The record is from the annotation of a GenBank genome assembly.